Adineta ricciae is the source of this 2706-nucleotide messenger RNA. Lineage: Eukaryota; Metazoa; Rotifera; Eurotatoria; Adinetida; Adinetidae. The record is from the annotation of a GenBank genome assembly.
AUGCCGGAAACAAUCGGUGAUUAUCAAUAUAGCAAACGGGACUUGAUCGGACAUGGUGCUUUUGCUAUUGUCUUUCUUGGCCAUUCGAAAAUCAGUCCCGACCAACAAGUGGCGAUCAAACAGAUAACGAAAAAACAAUUAGCAAAAUCACAAAGUUUACUUGAAAAAGAAAUCAAAAUUCUCAAAGAAUUAACAAAACUUAAACAUGAAAACUUGGUAGCUUUGCUCGAUUGUAAAGAAUCUCCGAACAAUGUUUAUCUUGUGAUGGAAUACUGCAACGGUGGAGAUUUGGCUGAUUAUCUACAAGCAAGACAAACUCUUAGCGAAGAUACCAUUGCGAUAUUUUUCCGACAAAUUGCUGCGGCUAUUCGCGCUUGUCAUGAUCAUAGUGUUGUUCAUCGUGAUUUAAAACCUCAAAAUAUUCUUUUAUCUCAUCCGGACAAGAAUAAUCCUCGCGUGCAGGAUAUCAUAUUGAAAAUUGCAGAUUUUGGCUUUGCAAGAUUUCUCUCCGAUGGUGUUAUGGCUGGAACACUAUGCGGUUCACCAAUGUACAUGGCACCCGAGGUUAUUCGCUCGUUACAAUACGAUGGCAAAGCUGAUCUAUGGUCAAUUGGUACGAUUAUGUAUCAGUGUUUGACUGGCAAAGCACCGUUUCAAGCUCAGACACCCCAAGCACUUAAACAAUAUUAUGAAAGAAAUGUUAAUUUAGCACCGUCCAUACCACCAUCGACAUCCCCGGAACUGAAGGAUUUAAUUGUUCGAAUAUUGAAACGAAAUCCAAAGGAACGAAUUGAUUAUGAAGACUUUUUUAAUCAUCCAUUUUUAGCUAAAAGCCAGCCAAUUCCAAUAUCAUCGGGUCGUACACAAACAUCUAGUAUCAAUAUUAUUAGUUCAUCACCACUACGCGAAGGCAUUCUAUCUCAAGUUCAAGAUUUCGACUCUGUUAUGCCACGACAAUUCAGUCGCCAAAUCGACCCAAUUCCAGAAUAUGAACCAGAUAUUGUACCAAGCACGAUACCGAAUCCACCGCAAACAGCAGUUAAUAAUCGACGUUCACCGUCGCCGAAUUCUUUGAAUAAUCUCGGUCCACCGACAAGUACAAGUCGAUCAUCAAUCAAACGUUCAACAAAUCCAACUACACCAGUAUCAACAAAACAAGAUGAUUUUGUGCUCAUACCAGAACAUGUUGCCGUAGAUAAAAGUCUUCCAUCAGCGGGUAGUCACACAUCAUUUGCUCAACUCUCACGAGAGAAACGUCUAACUAAAGAUCAGCAUCGCACAUUAUCUGAAGGAAUCUUAUGCUCGAAAGAAUCAUCGUCACAACGGCCCGAUAAUCUUGCCUUAACAGCCAUUGAAAAUACUGCAACUAUCAAAGACACACGUGCUUCCAGUGUUAGUCAACCUAUACCAGUUCCCUCACAAAUUCAUAAUUAUGAAAAGAUGCAAGAAUCAAGAGAUCGAACAAAAAGUAUUGGCGGUAUUUCUGCUGGCAGUCCCAAUAGCAGUCCGUACGACGGUAUGUUAAUCUUUAUCAUAACAAAUUGUACUUUGAUCUUUGAAAUAUUUCGAUCAGAUCGUCGCGCAUCAUUGGAUCGUCUUCGUCAAGCAAGUAUUGUGUCAUCGAAUUCAGAUUUAGCUAAUUCCAUAAGUCCACCGGCUGUCCGAUUUACUGCUGAAGGUGCGACGGCGACCGCUAAUCCAUUCAGUUUAGUAGCGGCAGCACGCCGAACAACUACGACACCACCACCAUCACGUGCGAUUCCAUCAUCUGCAUCGAAUUCAAGUCUUGUUCAACAACAAAAUUCCAAAUUGAUCAUUGAUGUAUCUCCACUGAAAUCGAGACCGAAACUAACCGACGUCGAUAAUCUUCAUGAUCGAUUUUUCGAACAAGAAAACAAUUUGGAGUUCUUCGGAACCAAUCCCGAUCAACAAACAGUAGCUGGACCACUUCGUCGACGUGUUAGUUCAAUGUUCGGCGACACAAAACCCGAAGGUCGUUAUUAUGAACCACAACAGAUUACCGAUGAUACUUUAAUGGAUAAUGAACAUCAUGAUACAUUAAAUAAACUCGAUUUUAUUCUUCAAUUAGUUGAUUAUAUAUUGAACUUGGCUAGUUCACGAACAAGUUUACUUACAGAAUCAUUAAGUUUAAAUAAUAAGAACAGUAAUAACUCUUCACGACCGAAAAUGGAUCGUCUUAGUCAUGUAGAUGAUCUAUAUAAACGUGCUGAACAAUUAACACUUUAUGUUAAAGCUAUGCAUUUCCUUAGUUCAGCUAUGUGUCUUGCUCGUGAUACGUUGAAAUCCGGAAGAUUGCAUCCAACAGCUGGCGUUCGAAAUGCUGUUAGUGAUCUAAAUAAUAAAUAUAAGCAUUGUUUGAUCAUGUGUAAACAACUUAGUACACAGGAAGAAUUGUUAACACAUGAUGAAAUGAAGGGUGUGACACUAACAGCGGACAAACUACUUUAUUUACAUGCAAUUGAUCUUUGUUUGAACGCCGCCAGUUUAGAAUUCUUCGGCAAAGCUCAAGAAUGUAUUGGACCAUAUACUCAAGCCCAAGUCUUGUUUCACAGUUUAAGUCAACAAGCAACCACCGAUUGUGAUCGAUCCAUAUUACGACAAUAUCGAGAAGCAGUCGAACGUCGUUUGCAUUGUCUUCAAAAUCAGGGACUUGUUGUGCUCAACGACCCAUCGAGUACAUCCUAA